This is a messenger RNA of Dermatophagoides farinae (American house dust mite), 1009 nucleotides long. RefSeq names its product prostate-specific antigen. The record is from RefSeq and is a predicted model, not a curated record. NCBI's taxonomy places the organism in Eukaryota, Metazoa, Arthropoda, Arachnida, Sarcoptiformes, Pyroglyphidae. Gene Ontology annotation, biological process: proteolysis. Gene Ontology annotation, molecular function: serine-type endopeptidase activity.
AUGAGGAUCCUCAUGUCUAGUUGCGUAGCUUUCCUUAUUUCAGCCAUAGUGUUGAUUCAAAUAUCAUUAAUUGACGCCAAAUUGGAACAGCAAUUGAAAGAUGAACAAAUCGAAUUGAAUCGACGAUGUAGGAUUUGGAAUGGUUGUAAUCCGUCUCCUAAUCGAUGGAAAUUCAUGGUCGCUUUGUUUAAAUUGGCAGCACAAUCAGAACCUGGCAUCUUCAAACCCAGAAUUCAUUGCACGGGUGAGAUUCUCAACGAAUACCAUAUUCUUACAGCCGCUCAUUGUGUAUACAAUCAAUCUUGGACGGAUCUUUACGUAUUGGUCGGUAGCCAUUCAUUGUUUGGAUCAUAUCACAAUGUCGAUAAUGUACGUCAGAUUCAUUCAGUACAGGUUCACGCAAAAUAUCGACCUACACGUAAUGGAUUCUCUCCACAUGAUAUGGCCAUAAUCAAACUAAAUGAACCGGUUUCAUUCGACCGUUAUGUAGGUCCAGUUCCAUUGCCGAAACCAUUUGGUCAACACAGCAAAUUUUGUUACACAUUGGGCUAUGGUAAAGAACGGGACCAGUCAAACCUAUACACACCUAUAGGGCAUAGAUAUUUGAUUCAUCAAUUGCCCCGUCUACGACAAGUUCGUUUGCCGGUGAUUGAUCCAAACAUAUGCAAACGGAUUUCACAAUCAAAAUUCUAUCGUAGCCAUCAACUUUGCGCUGGUUAUAUUCACUAUCGAGAUCUAAGUCAUUGGCUUAGUCCAAAAAUAGUUUCCAAAGGUGACUCUGGUGGCGCUCUCAUGUGUCGACAUAAAUUACGGAAUGAAACCCAGAGUUAUGUUCUGAUCGGUCUGGCAACAGGUGGUAAACGGCCCAAAUGGUUCAAACGAGCUGAUAGCCUUUUUAUAAGCUAUUAUGCUGAUAUAAAAUAUCACUUGAAUUGGAUUCGAUCACAUUCAGAAAUUGGAUCAAUUUCUUUGCAUAAUAAAUAAAUGUGUAGUUGAUCCAAUCAAACAG